Molecule: messenger RNA, 561 nt
Organism: Fusarium poae
Lineage: Eukaryota; Fungi; Ascomycota; Sordariomycetes; Hypocreales; Nectriaceae
Exons: 2
Coding region: 1-561 (186 amino acids)
Biological process (GO): tetrahydrofolate biosynthetic process; glycine biosynthetic process; dihydrofolate metabolic process
Cellular component (GO): mitochondrion
Molecular function (GO): dihydrofolate reductase activity; NADP binding
Source: RefSeq, a predicted model, not a curated record
AUGGGCAUCGGCCACCUUGGUCAAAUGCCCUGGCAAGGCUUGCGCAAAGAAAUGAAGUACUUUGCACGUGUGACGACUAGACUGCCACCACAGGUCUCUUCACCAUCACUCAAUGCAGUCAUAAUGGGUCGUAAAACUUGGGACUCAAUCCCCACCAAAUUCCGGCCUCUAAAAGACCGCCUCAACAUCGUCAUAAGCCGCUCCGCGCCCUCAAACAUCCCCGACAAAGUUGAACCGUCCGAGCCCGUGAGAGUCCAGUCACUUGAGCUCGCACUGCAGUACGCUCGUGCUCGCAGUGACAUCGGCCGCAUCUUUGUCAUGGGCGGUGCGCAGAUCUACGACGCUGCGCUCAAGCUACCCGAGGCGCGACGUAUCUUGCUCACAAGCAUCGAACGGGAUUUUAUUUGCGAUACUUUCUUCCCUGUGGAACUGAAGAGUGGAAAGUGGGAGAGGAAGUCGAGGGAGGAGUUGCAGGAGUGGACAGGCGAGGAGGUUGAAGAAGGUGGCCAAGAAGAGGCAGGGACACAAUAUGAGUUCCAAAUGUGGGAGAAACAUGACUAG